This is a messenger RNA of Olea europaea var. sylvestris, 495 nucleotides long. RefSeq lists its product as uncharacterized. The transcript is spliced from 3 exons. NCBI's taxonomy places the organism in Eukaryota, Viridiplantae, Streptophyta, Magnoliopsida, Lamiales, Oleaceae. The record is from RefSeq and is a predicted model, not a curated record. Bases 1 to 495 code for a protein of 164 amino acids.
AUGCUAAUUGAGGAAUGCAGUGCUAGAAUCCAGAGAAAGCUGCCUCCAAAACUAAAGGAUCCAGUGAGUUUUACUGUACCUUACACUAUUGGGAAUUGUCAUUUUGAUAAAGCGUUGUGUGAUUUAAGUACAAUCGAUUUUCUCAUCUUAGACGUGGAGGAAGAUAAGGACGUUCCACUCAUAUUGGGGCGACCUUUCUUAGCUACUAGAAGAGCGAUUGUCAAUGUUCAGAAAGGGCAGCUUAUAUUGAGGCUUGGCGAAGAGCAAAUCUCUUUCAACGUAUUCAAGGCAAUGAAAUUUCCUACUGAGUCAGACGGCUGUUUCCAGAUUGAUGUAAUUGACAGAAUAAUUCAAGAUACAUUUCGGCCACAUCAUCCUUCUAAUACAUACGAGGCGUGUAUUGCACAUUCUCAAUCUACUCACACUGAUUCAAAUGCUGGAGAGACUAGCAGGGCACUCGCAUUACUGUUUUCUGGAUGGGUACUACGGGUAUAG